GCUACUCUGGAGUGUGAAUAGUGUAAUGUUAAGUGGAAAAUCAAAUGUACAGAGUUAGUUGGAAACAUUAAAUGCAAUUGCAAUUGUAAGGGAAUGAAAGUAAUUUUUUGUAUUUAUUUUCGAAACGAUUAGAUGUUUGUUGUGUUGUUUUAAUGGAAACGACGAAAAUAUUUUGAUUGACACCGAAUUUCCGAUAAAGUGAAAAUAAUCAUAAAUUCAGCAUUUUUAAUGUGUUUGUAAUUAGUGUUACAAUAAAUAUUUUUGUUUAAAUAUAUGUAAUCAAAGGGCACACAUUUAACAUAAUACACAUAAUCCCACUGUAUCCAUCAGUGAAACGAAUUCAAUUAUUUAAUGUCAAAAGGAAAAGAAUAUUAAUAAGUCAAUAUAAUCAUUAUACGUAUGUUGUGUACACAUAUUAAGGUAUUAGUGGUUUGAAAAUUGAACAAGCGAAUCGUCUCUUCAUCUAUUAUAAAUAUAAAAUAAAAUUUAGUGAGUGUGACGCGUGUGACACAAAAAUUAGAGAUGUCAAUGUGUCAGAAUUGUUUACCCAGUAUGUCUGAAAUUUUCAAAUUUUAACUGUUUUCAAAUUUUCUUUUGUGAAAUUUUACGUACAUAAAUACCACAAAUACCAAAAAAAAUCUUACAUUUAACACAGAGUUGGCACACCAAGCACGAACUGUUCAUGGAAAUUAGACAUUCCAAACAUCAUCAGUAAAACACGUCAAUCCAAUAUGCCGCAGAGGAGAUAAACAGACAACGGCUGGAUAAAUCUAUUUCGAUUAAAUUGUUGUUAUCGAAAGAGGUGCUAAGCCGUCGGAAAACGCUGGAAAUUGCCAACACUAAACAUGAAUAUAAAUUAAUUAUUUUCGUAUAUUGAAUGUGAUGUGCAAACACGUGAACUGAAUUUAAACACACACACAAGUUUCGAAUGAUUUUUUUUUCUAGUUAAAAUUAGAUGAUCCGACACACAGUGAAAGAUUUUAAUUGAAUUUUGUUCCUCCUUUUUUUCAAAUUGAAAUGUUGCCAAUGCAAUAACUGAUACUAAUGUUUAUGGUGGUGCGAAAUGUGAAAAAUUUAACCAGUUCAAUAGAAAUUGAGUUUAAAACAAAUGAAAGGGUUAAAAUUGCUAAGCAUAUUUGUGGUGAGCAUAAAUUAAAAUGCUCGCUAUUGCUGCACUGCUAGCGGUUCAUGCUGGUCUUGCUGGUUCAAUAUCCACUGCUCCAGAGAAUAUAACGGUCACAUUCCUAAAUCCAACAUCGGUGAAGGUGUCUUGGCAGACAUCCGUUGAUCUACUGACACCGGUCGAAAAGUACGAUGUCACGUAUAAGCCGACAGACGCGAGUUACAGGGUCGUUGCUGUGGUGGCUGGAAACAGUGAAGCUGUAACUCUUAUCGGAUUGACGCCAGACACACAAUAUCAGUUAACAGUAACGGCCGUUUUUAGUGGAAAGAAAUUUCGCAGCCGUCCAAUAGUUUUCAGAACGCUGGAGCCACCGAGAAGUUCACCGCAACAAGACUCGGGUGCAUUACCUAAAGGUUAUGGUGCGCCCGGUCCACCGCAAACAGAUGGGAUGAUUCCCGUUACAUUUACCGACGAAUACGUCAAUAUAUCAGAAAAUGCGACAACACGUGAACUUCCAACAAUUCGUGGCGUAGAAGUAGGCAUCGUAGUGUUAGUUUUAAUCGUUUGGGCGGGUGCUAUUGCAUUGUUUUUCAAUCGAUGGGGAAAAAUUCGAAUGCUUCUUCCAUAUCAGCCAGAUUAUAAGCAAGAGCAACUGAAGGUACCUGGAACUGGAGUUUGUUCAUCUGGUGGUUGUAAUGGACAGCAUUCGCAUCAGCAUUUUCAUCAUGCUGCUGGUUGGCAAGAAGAACCAUCAACUGCCAUUUCUGAACGAUGCUCCAGAAAUCGCAUUAAUUCUGCCAUUUUUGUUUCUUCCGGUUUCGAUAGAGGUAGAGGUUUCGAUUCGAUUGAGUUCUUACGACGGCAUGGAUCACAAAGUGUACUAUGUCGGAAGGCAAGAAGCGCUGAAAACAUAACUGACGAAGACAGAAGGCGACGAUUCUCCGAAAAUCGUGAAUGGGAAACGGACGACAGUGGUACGCUAAGGGAAACAAUCGAAUUAGUGGAAUGUCACAACGGUGAACCAUCAUCAAUGACUGAUUUAGAAAAUAAUAAUCCAACGGUAACGAAUAAGAUACCGAAACUAAUUAAUUUGCCAACAUUAUCCAUAUCGGGCCCGUCUCCGCCGCACGAUGACGACUUUUUGUAACAUCAGGAGUGGACUGAGUUAUUGGUAUAAGUGAAAUUAUGUUUUUAGAUUUUUGUUUUAACAAACAUACGGAACAAUGAUUGGGUUCAGCGUAUAUAUCGGAGGACUCGUAAUGGGGUGAUGUGACGACUGGACGGUGAAUUAAUUCUAUUUAAAUAUGAUGAUACAGACAAGGCAGCAAUUGGUCUUGAAGUGAGAAAAGUUUAACUUCGUAAAAGCACAAAUUAACAUAAAAACAUUGAGUCAAUGAAUCGGGUGUUGUCGUAUACUCAUGGCGAGUCCGACGAUAAUAAACUAAUUCGCAAAGUCUUUGGAAAUGAGGGAGAUUGAGCCCCUUAAGAGCUUUAAGUAAAUUAAAAAUGAAUUUAAGAUAAACAAACAAACAACGCAAAGAUGUAAAUUGACAAAAACAAAAGAAAAUUUAAUUGAAUUACGACGAACACUGUGCUGUUGAUUAAAACAAAGAGCUGAAUAUUUCACUUUAUAUUGAUUUCGCAGUCGAUUCCCCCUUUUUUAUUGCUUUUUAUGUUGCAGAAAACUCCUAUCAAGACACACACGACUAGACCAGUGAAAAACUUUCUUUAAUAAAUGGAAAGCCAUCGGCGAAAACUCUGUCUCAAUGUAUCACUUCGCACAGAGUUCUGUUCACAUUUUCAUCGUUAAAAGUUUCCACUUUAUAACGAGCUUAAAUGUCGCUGAAUAGUGGCAAGAGUAAUUCUGCCAAUACCGCUUUAUCGAGUGAUAAAUUUUAUAGGCUAUAACAACGCCGUGCUGUGAUUUAAAUUCAAUCAAAUCGAGAAAUUUUGCUCUCAUAAAACUUUGGGUCUGUGCCGGAAAGUUGAGUUAGCUACACUGUAUGAGUUUACAGUUUAGUUGUGUCAAUUCAUUAAGUUACCAAAACUUUUCAUUGUCUUGAUAUAAUGGAAGGUAUGGAUGGUACGCUUUAUAAAAUUUAACAUAUUGUCACUAUUCCCUACGACUAUCCAUUCUAUUUGUACCUUUUUUGCUUGUACCAACACGGAGUUUCCAAUUAAAAGAUUUCCGCAGCCGUAACCCUUUAAAAAUUAGACGUUUCUUCCUAAUGACUUUCACACAUAAAAUGUGCGGGACCAUUCAGUGCAUAGAAACUGAUACAGAUCAGACUAGAUUGAUCUUUACUACAGAUCAGUGUAACCCCUUGAGUUACUGAUUCAGGUGCUAAGAUUGGGCAAUCAAUUUAGGAGCAUUUGGGGAGUUUUAGCGAACUUUGGGAAGUUUUGAUCCUAAAAAAUAAAAUUUAUCAGUAACCGCAAUGGGUCAAAAAAUAUUUAUUAUUUCAACUGCCCGUCAGAAAAUUUGGAUCUGGAUUCGCCCCUGAACGACGUAGCUUGGAAAGUUUUCGAAUAAAGUCCGUUACCACCCAUUGAAAAUUGUCUAAACUUUUUUAAAGCACCAUUCUAACUAGAAAGUUUUGAGGAGAUGUUUUUAAUGGUCAGUGGUGGUAGCAAAAGAUCGGUAACGAAAAAAUGGAGUUUUCUGCAAAUUGAGUUUUUUUUUAAAAUCCGGAUUUCAGUUUUUGUAGUCGCUUUUUUAAUAUUUCAAUACAAUGAUAAGUGGACCAUUUACACAGCCAGCCAUACAAUAAUGGGACGGAGACUUUUAAUUAUAAUUUAUAAACUUAAGUCAUCAUUAACACAAAAUAAUUUCUAGUCCUUUUUAUAGGAAGUUGUCCCGUUCUUUUUUUAACUGUAAAAUAAAAGUUUUAAGUAUUUAUACGACUGGUGCAUGAUAUAAGUAUAUAGCCAGUUAAGAAACCAGAAAAACUUUCUCGUUGAAAGUGCGAAGAAUGGAAGAAUUCACUGAAAAUAUUAAAUUCAAAGUGAUAAAGGGAAAAAAAUGAAAACGAAAAUGAAACCAAAAGAAACAAUUUUCUAAUUUACCACUCGAAAGUGUUUUUCGUUUCGUUGUUGUAUUUUCAAUUUAGUAAAACAAAUAUACGAAAGUAAAAAAAACACAAAAAAAUGAAAGAAUUGUAAUGGGAAAUGUUUUGCUGAAUGGAACGGUAAAUCCCAAGAUAAACAACCGAUUUUCCAAGGGGUUCCUGAGUGGAUGUCGCUGGAUGUAAUUAAAAGUUAUGUUGAAAAGAAAAAGUUACGCAAACAAAAGGUAAACACAACAACGAAGAAAGGAUUGAAACAAUUGGAAACAGAGUUUCAUCUAUGUCACAUAAAAUACGUCUGAGAUGCGGUCAAAUUGAUUUUAUUUCCACAAAACCAAAUUAAAAUAAACUUUCAAGUUCAAGAUUAAAAAAGUUUCAAAUGUCGCGCCGAGCAAUUCAAUAAAAUUUAUUUCGAAUGAUCCAUUUGCAUAUCUUCAUAUCUCCCAUCAUAUCCCAUCAUCUCCCGAUUUUAUGAGAAUGAAUGGAUGACUAAUUGCGUUAACGUGCAAAUAGCCAAUAAAAGCCGAACGUGUAUACGUAUCUCACGUACCCAAUGAUGGGGACGAUGAUAAAAAAGA
Molecule: messenger RNA, 4766 nt
Organism: Bradysia coprophila
Lineage: Eukaryota; Metazoa; Arthropoda; Insecta; Diptera; Sciaridae
Molecular function (GO): protein binding
Source: RefSeq, a predicted model, not a curated record